This is a messenger RNA of Astyanax mexicanus (Mexican tetra), 2174 nucleotides long. Its product is annotated as protein SOGA3-like. The transcript is spliced from 7 exons. Bases 223 to 2148 code for a protein of 641 amino acids. Gene Ontology annotation, biological process: regulation of autophagy. The record is from RefSeq and is a predicted model, not a curated record. NCBI's taxonomy places the organism in Eukaryota, Metazoa, Chordata, Actinopteri, Characiformes, Acestrorhamphidae.
GCCGCCGCUGAGCCGCGAGCGUGGGCGCGAGGAGGGUGCGGGCUGGACCGGAUGUUGAGAAGAGGGAUGCUGCGGACUCAGAGAAGGCCUGUACGGGGUUAGCGCGCGCGGAGCCAGAGAGAGGGGGGUAAACACACACACACACACACACACACACACAUAUCCGCGGAAAGGGAUCGCUCGAGCUUUCCGGAGACAGAGGAGGAGGAGACGUUCACCGGGAUGCAGGAGGAGGAAACGGCGGCGGCGGCGGAGGCCUCGAGCCCCGCGAGCCGGCAGGAUGAGGCCCUGCUGCAGGACGAGCUGGACAGACUGCAGGAUGAGAAUGACGAACUCAAGGCAGAGAUUGAGGAGAUGCGCAUGGAAAUGGAUGAGAUGCGCGACACCUUCUUCGAAGAGGACACGUGCCAGCUGGAGGAGGUGCGGCGUGAGCUGGAGCGUGCAAACAAAAACUGCCGCAUCCUGCAGUACAGACUGCGCAAAGCCGAGCGCAGACGCAUGCGCUAUGCGCAAACCGGAGAGGUAGACGAGGAUGUGCUGAGGAGUCUCGAGCAGGACCUGAAGGUGGCGAAGGAUGUGUCAGUCAGGCUGCAUCACGAGCUGGAGAAUGUGGAGGAGAAAAGAACCAAGACUGAAGAGGAGAACGAGAAACUGAGACAAAAACUGAUUGAGGUGGAAAUCACCAAACAGACCCUGCAGAACGAGCUGGAGAAAAACAAAGAGUCUCAAAAGAGAAGAGGCAGUAAGGACGCCCAGAAAAGCGAAAGGAAGCUUGCGCAGACCCCCAAUGAAGACGAUAACGAGGAUCUAAAGUGCCAGAUCUCCUUCAUUAAAGAGGAGGCCACGUUGAUGCGGAAGAAGAUGGCAACAAUUGACAAGGAGAAGGACCGCAUGGAGCAGGAGCUGCAAAAGUACCGCUCCUUCUACGGAGACUUAGACAGCCCCCACCCCAAGGGUGAGGCCGGGGGUCCGCCCACCACUAGAGAAUCUGAACUGAAGCUCCGCCUUCGCCUGGUGGAGGAGGAGGCCAACAUCCUGGGUCGGAAGAUCGUGGAGCUUGAGGUGGAGAACCGAGGCCUGAGGGCCGAGCUGGACAACUUGAGGGGGGAUGAAUCCUCGCCUGAGGGUGCCCCUGGUGGAGCAAGGGGAGGGGCCAGAGAGCAGGGGGCGGAGCUUUCAGAGCUCAGACAACAGUUGCAGCUGGUGGAGGAUGAGGCGGAGCUCCUGCGUAGGAACCUGGCGGACGUAGAGGAGCAAAACCGGAGGGUGACGGGCGAGCUGAACAAACUUCGCUUCAAGGAAGGCUGGAGACAUGGCAGUGGCUCAGCCUCUGGGGGCGGGGCUUCAGCAGCAGAAGGCUUGGCGGAGGGUGGAAAGUCAGAGGCUCUGCAGGAGGAGCUUAAGGCAGCACGGUUGCAGAUUAACGACCUGAGUGGGAAGGUGAUGCAGCUGCAGUAUGAGAACCGUGUGCUGCUGUCCAACAUGCAGCGCUAUGAAGUGACCACCGCUCACCUGGACAGCGAUGCUGAGAGCGAGGGAGCCGGUGGAGCGGGCGGAGCAGGUGGAGGAGACCGAGGAGGACGUAGAGGGAGCGAUGAUGACUCUUCUUCCUCGCGUCUUCCUCCACACCGCAAGCGCGAGGGUCCUGUAGGGGGCGAGAGCGAUUCGGAGGAGGUGCGGAACAGCGCCUCCCGCUGCCAGCCCCUGUACACUGAUGCUGGACGCUUCCUCCCUCGCUCCCUGCGUGAGCGCCAGCAGAUGAUGGACGUGCGAGCGGAGGCGGAGCGUCUUGGCAGGACCAUUGACCGCCUCAUCACAGAUUCCGGUGCCAUCAUGGCAGAGGCGCGAGUGUUCGUGGCCAAUGGUGACCCGUUCGGGCGCGGGGAAGAGGAGGGAGAUGGCGGGAGGGUCCGAGAGCAUGAGCUGCUCUUCCGCAUUAAUGCUCAGAUGAAGGCCUUCAGGAAGGAGCUGCAGGGUUUUAUAGACCGGCUGGAGCUUCCCAGGCCGGAGGAGAGACGUUCCGAGGAGCCGCUGUCUAUGUUUCAGCCCAUCAUUUUACUCAUCCUCAUUCUAGUACUCUUCUCCUCACUCUCUUACGCCACCAUGUUUAAACUUGUUUUCCUUUUUACCCUUUUCUUUGUCCUGUAAUCUUCCACCAUUUUGUCGUUAGCAUA